Molecule: messenger RNA, 150 nt
Organism: Penicillium egyptiacum
Lineage: Eukaryota; Fungi; Ascomycota; Eurotiomycetes; Eurotiales; Aspergillaceae
Source: the annotation of a GenBank genome assembly
AGUACAGAACGACGCUCGAGUACAGAACGAACCUGAGAGCGCGGACUUUUCUGAGGGGGAUAUCCGAGUUGAAUUCGGCCCUCGAGUACAGAACGAUACUGCGGCACGGAUCGACCCUGAGAGCGCGGACUUUUCUGAGGGGGAUAUCCA